Molecule: messenger RNA, 1253 nt
Organism: Xyrichtys novacula (pearly razorfish)
Lineage: Eukaryota; Metazoa; Chordata; Actinopteri; Labriformes; Labridae
Source: the annotation of a GenBank genome assembly
AUGAAGUCGACAUGUCUGCUCUUCUUGGCUUCUCUCGCGGUUUGCAACUUGGCUGUGUGCGGUGGACAGGGUCCCCCCACUGAGGAUGAGACAGCUCGGGUAACCAUAGACGACAUCAUCCUACAGAGAGCAGAGAGUCUUCUGUUAAGGUCCAUUCUCAAUAAGAUACAGGAGGAAGACAGCCGAAACGGUGCGUAAAAUGUGUGUCUUGGAUGAGCUUCACGAGCAAUCCAAAAACGACUGAACUGAUGCAAAAUAAUUCAAUAAAGUGAUCUGAAUAGCGUCAUCUGUUAGUUUGCUUAUAUAUCCAUAAAACUUGGAUCUAAAUUUUUACAAUCUCGAUGUUGUACAUUUGGGCGAUUUGUCUUAUAUUCGCUGAAAGUCCUAAAUUGCGACAAAAGCGUCAAGGCUCAUUCGAUCUUUACGCCUAGUUUUGGAUACUUUCAAGUGUGUUAGAUUUCUUUAACUGUAUUUCAAGGAAAAGGAUGAAAAUAGUGCUUCAAUUUGUCACAUAAAGAGGACAAAACCAUGUUGUUUGUGCGCAAUUACGCACGGCGCAGUCAAGCUGUGGAAGCAAUACAUCAAAAUACUCCACUCCACGGAGUUAUUUACCAUUCUUUCUCUUUCCAGAGGGGUCCUCUUCUCAGACGGCAUGGGUAUCAAAACGGCAGCAUCCCGGCAAGAGGUACAUGGAGGAGAUGGAGAAGCGGCAGCAUCCAGGGAGGAGAGCAGAGGACGAGGAGGAUGAACAGUACUUGGAUGUUCAAAGGAGACAGCAUCCAGGCAAACGCGAAGAUGAGAUACACUCGUUCAUGGAGUUCCAGAAAAGACAGCACCCAGGAAAGCGCUCCACCAUGGGACACGUUUCAGAAAACCCCGUGAUGCUCCUGAGUGAACUUUCAAAACGACAACACCCGGGCAAGCGCUACCUGGUGCUGCACAGCAAACGCCAGCACCCAGGUAAGCGCAACCAAGAGGAUGAGGACGGUGAGGGGGACUGGGAUGGAGAUGCAGAUGGAGACGAAGACCUCGCUGAGUUGGAAAAGCGUCAGCACCCGGGGAAAAGGUUUUGGGAUAACUCCAGUCCGGAUUUAGGCACAAACAGUCCGUGUGAUGUACUAGAACCGAGUUGCAGUAAGACCAGUUUGCUGCUCGACUUUUUAGACAACAUUAACAAGAGCCAUGCCGAGGAGAAGAGACAACACCCGGGUAAACGGUUUGCACCCGAGGAGGAUUUAGUGGGAGGAGAAUAG